Lineus longissimus is the source of this 3602-nucleotide messenger RNA. Its product is annotated as titin-like. The transcript has 14 exons. Lineage: Eukaryota; Metazoa; Nemertea; Pilidiophora; Heteronemertea; Lineidae. Gene Ontology annotation, molecular function: cell adhesion molecule binding. Gene Ontology annotation, biological process: cell-cell adhesion. The record is from RefSeq and is a predicted model, not a curated record. Bases 56 to 3211 code for a protein of 1051 amino acids. Gene Ontology annotation, cellular component: cell-cell junction; plasma membrane.
GAAAAUUUACAGAGCUCAUCCAUUUUGUAUGGGAUAAUGUAAGGAUGAACUAAACAUGGCUGUUGGUGUAUUCGUAGUGAGCUUCAUUUUAGUUUCUCCGUUCAUACCUCUGGGUUACCUGAUCGUUCCACCAAAGACACCAGUUUUAUUUGGAUUAGAACCUGCUGCUAUCGGCUCCUACCGUGAACUCGUCUGCGGUGCGUCUCAACCUGAUGCUGGAACCAUAACCUAUAAAUGGUUCAAAUACUCGAUAGAUAAAGGUGUACAGGACUGGGAGAGUAAAGGACCCAUUGGUACAAGUCAGAAGUAUAUCUUUAGUCCAGUGACUGAGAGGAAAGUGUUCCACUCAUUUUCAAAAGAGAACUCAGUCAGUGGAAUGUACAAGUGUCGAGCAUCGAACUCGGCCGGAACAAGCGACAGCGAAUGGGGAGAUCUGUAUGUCUAUACACCAUGUUACUUGUUUACCGUGAGUGUUUUACCACCCAAACCUGCCAUCGGAAGUACAUUCAACCUCAACUGUUACAUACCCAAUCCAAGCGGAGUGACUGUGAAGUGGUUUAAGAAGGCUGAUGCUUCAUCUCCAGCUGUAGAUGUAGCAGUAGCAAAUAGCAAGGGAUGCCAUGCUCCAAGUAACCCACGCUACAGAUGGAGCAGCUGUAGUCCACCAAGUGUCUCAUCACCGACAAAGACAUUCAAUCUACAAGUCACCAAUGCUCAGCCUUCUGAUUCUGCUUACUGGAUUUGUACGGAUAUUGGUCUAAGCUGCAACAGUAACCCAGUCAAGCCAGUGGUGCAAGCGCAUCCAGGCACGCCACAGAUCACGGGUUUCCCAUCUGGACCAGUCAUUGCUGGAACACAGCUCAACUUGAAGUGUGUGGCAUCGCCCCCUGGAGAUACAUACGAUUGGUACAAAGAUGGUACAAAGGUUACAACGUCAUCGAGUUACGACUUCCAAGUGACGAAGGAGUGUGGUGGUGUUUACAAAUGUGUGGCGAGAAAUACUGUCGGGUCUGCUCCAAGCAGUGACAAGACAUUAGUCGUUUAUUACAAACCUGAUUCCGUGGUCGUGUCAUCGGGAAAGACCUCAUCCCAUGUUGGAGAGAAGGACAAAUUCUCCUGCACAGUCUCUGGCGGCAACCCCAUCCCGACCGUGAAGAUCUAUUUCAAGAGGUCAGGCGGAACACCAGUAGAGGUCACCCAAGGUCAAGACAGGGUGGUGGCUAAAGAAGACAACCAGGCUGAGUACUACUGCGAGGCGAAGGUCUCUGGGUAUCCCGCCUUCGAUAUGACUUCAAGCAGGAAGACAUACAGUGUAACUUUUGCGAACACCAAUGUUUCCUUUCUGAGUUACCCGACCGCUGCUGACCAGGUUGGUCAGGUAAAGAAGUUCACAUGUGAGACGGAUGAGAGUAACCCAGUUACCGACAUCAAGUGGUAUCAAUAUAUUGGUUCUUCGUGGCGAAAUGUCACAACCGGAAUCUCGUCAUCCGAGAGGAAAGGUGUGUAUGGUGGAAAGAUGAGGAUCAGUGAGUGGUCUGUAACUGCAACAAAGGCAAUGAAUGGUGAACCUGUAAGAUGUAUGUCCAUUUACUCCCUGCCUGGUCAUAGGUUUACUUCAUAUGCCGAUACUACAAUGUAUGUAAAAUUUCGCCCAUCAAAGAUAACUAUGCCAAAGAGACCACCAGCUGCGAUCCACGAGGAGAACCCGAUCAUGAUCAUCUGUGAGACAGACAGUGCCAACCCAGUAGUGAAUAUCCAGUUCCACCGGAAGAGGGCAGGGGGAAUCUGGGAGCAAUUGACAUCAGGGAUAACAUCUGUAGUUAGGGCUGCAAAAUACAAUGGCAGGAUUCGGCAGAGUACUCUGGUUGUGACAGCCAAUAGGUCGGACACACACGCUGUGUUUAAAUGCGAGGUUCGUGAGGGUUCAUUCCAGAUCGAACAGAUAACUACAGUUAAUGUAUAUUUUCCAGCAACCGCCAGAUUGUCAUCAGUCCCGUCUACAGUGAAAGAAGGUGAUACUGUCACAUUGACAUGUAAAUCAAUCGGGGGUAACCCGACAUCGUACACCUACAUAUGGUAUUAUAACAUGGUACAGAUACUGAAUAUGACUUCAAGACAAUACAGAAUAUCAUCAAUGCAGUACAACGGAAGUGGGGAAUAUCGCUGUCGUGUGGUCAACUAUUCUCCAGGUGGCAUAGCUGAUACAAUAUUGAAAUUGGAUGUUUUAUACAGAGCAAAAUGGGAUCCCAGUCUGCCGAGACUCCUCACCGUUUUUAGCAAACCAGGAGGACCAGCCAGGCUUACACUCAACGUCAUCGCCAACCCACGACCAACCAAUGUCACCUGGUAUCACCCAAAUCACAAGAUGGCAAAUGGGGAAAACUUCAUCCCCGCGGAAGUAAAUGGGAUAUAUACACUGAGCAAGGGAUCUGUAGGGACUCAAGACUAUGGAAACUACACCGUCAAAGUGACUAAUUCUGUUGGAAUGUCAUCUUUUGUUUUUGAACUUCUCAGCGGAGCUGCUCCAAAUGACCCGACCAUUAAGAUCACCCGUAACGGGAGACUUGUGACGGUCGUGUUCGGGCCGCCGAUUCGGGAGUACACAGGUUUCCAGCUGAAGUUCUGUGGACCAGGUCAGGCACCAAAAACAACAGGCUGCAGCUCGAUUCGCUUUAAUAACCAGGGACCAACGAAGUCAACUUACACAGUCAGCGUGACAAACGAGACCACGAUCUAUGUUUUCUACAUGGAUUUUUAUGUUGGUGAUGAUGUUGUUUAUAGUUCUGGUCAAGUGCAUCCUAAACAGGCCGUGCCUGCUGGAAGUAGUCCUGAUGGUGGCAUGAUAGCUGGCGUUGUUGUAUCCGUUGUCAUAGUUGUAGCUGUGGUGGUGGUCGUCGUCGUCCUACAUAGGAGGAACAUGGCAUGCUUCGCUGGUCGAAAUAAACCCGAUGAAUCAAAUCAUGCUGAUGGGAAAACUGGCAAAACGGAAGCUGAUUCAGUUUUUCAUGACCCUUUAUACAUGAACGUCGUCAACAGGACAUUUGAAGGUGACGAUACUCCACAUGAACCGGUUUAUGUGAACUCUCCUCAACAGAAUCCCGUGAAAGAUGGCGGUGAAAAUCCGUAUGACGAAAUGGAAAAUCCAUAUGCUGACUUGAACAUCACGCCUGAUGUGAUCGCAAGCCAGACGUAUGCUGAAUUGAAAAUCUAGACGGAAAAUGAAAGAGGGUUUCACGACUGUCCGGUUUGUGUCACAUAUGCAGAGUGACACGAGAAAAUGACUAAUGUUUUCCUGGCUCAAAUAUUUUGUUCUUUAAUUUACAAAGUAAAUUGGAGGAAAGCUAGUCCCCGGGGACAGCUAGUCCGUCUGUAUGUAUAUAUUUACCACUGUCACGUGUGUGAACACGAAACAAGAGUGACCAUAACAUAUUUUAUGUAGUUGUCCCCCCAUUAUACAUAAGACUUGUAACUGCAUCGGCAGUGCUGACCACAUUAGGUCGGCAUUGUAAAUUGUGUAUUGGGAGGUAUUAUCAACCUUGUGUUAUAGAGCCGAGUUGAGAGUAUAUAUUCAUGAUAGGCAUAAUAUGUAAGUUUUGUGUUAA